Molecule: messenger RNA, 678 nt
Organism: Colletotrichum destructivum
Lineage: Eukaryota; Fungi; Ascomycota; Sordariomycetes; Glomerellales; Glomerellaceae
Product: Putative HAD superfamily, haloacid dehalogenase-like hydrolase
Exons: 3
Coding region: 1-678 (225 amino acids)
Biological process (GO): dephosphorylation
Molecular function (GO): phosphatase activity
Source: RefSeq, a predicted model, not a curated record
AUGCUGGUUCGUCUACGCGAGCACGGUUUCAGACUGGGAAUCGUUACCAACGGGCAACUCAAAGACCAGUUGGAAAAGUCGGAUGCAAUUGGGGUCCAUCACCUUGUCGACAAUAUCAUCACCUCAGAAGAAGCGGGGUGCUGCAAGCCCGAUAAACGACUAUUUCACCUAGCCAUCGAGGCGUUGGGGGCCACGCUUCAGAACAGCUGCAUGAUAGGGGAGGUCUUGAAUGCGGAAUCGAAUACCGUCCACGACCUUGCCAAAGAAUUGUCUGCUAUUCUUGCAGCCAUCUCCGUGGAGAACUACGUCUUUGCCAUCUUUCGAACCGGAAGGAAUGUCGCCAAAGCGGCAUCCCCAAUCAACGAGACCGCCAUACGGAUCUCUUUUCGAGGCCAAGACGAGCAAAAGGACGAGCCGGGCACACAAGUCAGGUUUCACAUCACUGAGAGACUUCACAGCAUCCGAAUCGACUACGAAAAAUGUUUUCUCUCUUCGAAAUCAUGCAUUGAAGCUAGGUUGCUUGAGAGUCUCAGAAUGCUCCAGGCCUGCUGUGACAACCUCAUGCGAGACCACCCAAGAGCAGCAUUGCGAAAUCUCAGGUCUGUGAUGAUGAUACUAGCUGAGAUCGCUGGAAUAGAGGCUUCAUUAGUUGUUGAGGGGGAAGAAAUUGAUCUUUAA